This is a messenger RNA of Caenorhabditis angaria, 844 nucleotides long. Lineage: Eukaryota; Metazoa; Nematoda; Chromadorea; Rhabditida; Rhabditidae. The record is from the annotation of a GenBank genome assembly.
AUGAGUUGGCUUUGGAAUCCUUUUGGUUAUUUUUUUGGUGGCUCGACACAGGAACAAGAACCGAAUCAAGAAGAAGCUAUUAAAAGUCUGCGAGAAUCAGAAAAAUUUAUGAAGAAGAAACAAGAGUAUUUAGAGAAAAAAGUGAUAGAGGUAAGUGUUAAUAAAUUGUUAACAAGGAAACCUUUUUUCACUUUUUUAGGAAAAAGCGAAUGCGAUAAAAUAUGGAAAACAAAAUAAUAAACGACUCGCAAUUCAAGCUUUGAAUCGAAUAAAUACAUUUGAGAAGGAAUUGAAUCACAUUGAUAAAGUAUUGGCGAACAUUGAAGCCAAUAAGUAUACUCUUGAAAAUGCAUCUUCAAACUCACAAAUGUUGAAAGGAUUUAUGACAGCCAACAAAGCUUUGACUUCUGCUAACAAUAACAUGAAUGCUGCGCAAGUUUGUAUUUUUUCAGUUCAACGUAGAUGUUUUAAAAUUAUUAUUUCGGAAAAAAAUCAGAAAAGUAUAAGACUUUCUUUCAAUGAUAAAGUCCUAGGUGGACAAAAUUAAGAAUUCUGAUUUUCUAAAAUCCUUUAAAAUUCUCUAUUUUAGGUAGAUGAAUUGAUGGAUGAUCUUUCUGAACAACAAGGAAUUGCAAAUCAAAUAGCAGAAGCUAUUUCAAGUCCAAUUGGAUGUUAUACGGAUUUUGAUGAUGAGGAACUCGCAAAACAAUUGAAAGAUUUGGAACAAGAAAAACAAGAACAAGUCACACUUCCUGAUGCUCCACGAGUUCCACUUCCAUUUGUUCCAGCCAAAGUUGCUAAUAAAGAAUUAGAAGAACUCGAAAGUUGGGCUAAUGCUUCUUGA